Molecule: messenger RNA, 261 nt
Organism: Pteronotus mesoamericanus
Lineage: Eukaryota; Metazoa; Chordata; Mammalia; Chiroptera; Mormoopidae
Gene: SMIM41
Product: small integral membrane protein 41
Exons: 1
Coding region: 1-261 (86 amino acids)
Source: RefSeq, a predicted model, not a curated record
AUGAACGCCUCGCAGGCGGGCGCUACGGCCGAAGCCGCGUGGCUGAGCUCCUGCUGCAACCAGUCGGGCGUGCAGCCGGAGGUCCCAGAAGGGCCGCGCCUGGUGCAGGCAGCUGUGCUGAGCGUGCUGGCACUGCUCGUUCUCUGUGGGGUCCUGUUCCUCGGAGGUGACCUCCUCCUCCGAGCCCAGGGCCUGACUGCUCUGUUGGCCCGUGAGCCGCGCACAUCCCCUGAGGCUGAGCCCGGCAGCGACGACUCCUAG